AUGCUGCUCGACCCUAGCAGCUGGUCGCUCCCCGACCACAAUGGGUCGCUCCACCACCUCAACGGAUCGCUCCGCCUCCACAAGCGGCCUUUCUGUUACGGAAAGAAGCAGGCCGGGCUCCCGUCGGUGAAAAUGGGAAGGGGGAAGUUCAAGGGCAAGCCCACCGGCCGCCGCAAUUUCUCUACCCCAGAAGAGAUGCUGGCUGGUACCUCUUCUCGUCCUCGCACCUUCAAAAAGGAAGAAGCUGAGGUGGCAGAGGAUGAGGUUUCUGAUGUAGAGUCUGAUGAGGAAGUUCAGGAUGAAUCUGAAAAAGUGAAAGGUACCCAAGGUGUCAUUGAAAUUGAAAAUCCCAAUCUGGCGAAGGCAAAGAACUUGAAAGCACGUGAUGUUGAUCUUGAGAAAACAACUGAGCUUUCACGACGUGAAAGAGAGGAGAUUGAAAAGCAGAGAGCCCAUGAGAGGUAUAUGAAGCUGCAAGAGCAAGGCAAGACCGAACAAGCAAGGAAGGAUUUAGAACGUUUGGCCCUUAUACGACAACAAAGAGCCGAAGCUGCUAAGAAACGAGAGGAAGAGAAAGCUGCCAAAGAGCAAAAGAAGGUUGAAGCUCGCAAAUGA
This is a messenger RNA of Striga hermonthica, 615 nucleotides long. The record is from the annotation of a GenBank genome assembly. Lineage: Eukaryota; Viridiplantae; Streptophyta; Magnoliopsida; Lamiales; Orobanchaceae.